Molecule: messenger RNA, 652 nt
Organism: Mycotypha africana
Lineage: Eukaryota; Fungi; Mucoromycota; Mucoromycetes; Mucorales; Mycotyphaceae
Product: 60S ribosomal protein L21-A
Exons: 5
Biological process (GO): translation
Cellular component (GO): ribosome; cytosolic large ribosomal subunit
Molecular function (GO): structural constituent of ribosome
Source: RefSeq, a predicted model, not a curated record
AAUGCCUCACUCCUUUGGUCUCCGUGCUCGUACUCGUCACAUGUUCUCUCGUAACUUCAGAGAACAUGGUGUCAUUGCCCUCUCUACUUACUUGAAGACCUACAAGGUCGGUGAUAUCGUUGAUAUCAAGGCUAACGCUGCUGUUCAAAAGGGUAUGCCUCACAAGUUCUACCACGGUCGUACUGGUGUCAUUUUCAAUGUCACCAAGAGCUCCGUUGGUGUCCUUGUCCAUAAGAAGGUUGGUAACCGUUAUAUGGAAAAGCGUGUCAACGUCCGUAUUGAACACGUCAAGCACUCCAAGUGUCGUCAAGAAUUCUUGGACCGUGUCAAGGCCAACGCUCAAAAGAAGAAGGAAGCCAAGGAAGCCGGUGUUUCCUUCAACUUGAAGAGAAUUCCUGCUCAACCUCGUGACGCUCGUCAUGUCUCCACCAAGAACAAUGUUCCUCAAACCAUUGCUCCUGUCGCUUAUGAAACUCUUUUGUAAAGCAAAUGGAAGAAGAAGAGUUCUUUUUUUGUUUUAUGUAAAUUAUAGUCUUCGCUUUUCCUUUUGAAUCUAUUACGGACAGCAGCUUAUUAGUCGUGGGGUUGAAGCUCAAUUUGGGGUGGGCAAUGGCUCAAUGAUCGCAAUGUUCAGUUUUAAACCCCUCCCCUG